AAACAUUAUCCAUGUUUACCUAAUGCAAAUUUUAGUAAUAAUAAUCCUCGUGUGUCUCAACUCUAACGGCUUGUUUAUGUGAAAAAGCUAUAACACUUAUGCUCGAUAAAAGGAUCAAAGUGUGAAGGGUGUUUAGAACGGCUCGGAUUUACCGUGGUCUAUUUUCGACUUACGUUCACCGUGUUCGAUUAGGCGCCACUCAUUUCGAAGUGAAACAUGCGUGAGCUCGGCCGCGGGGGAUCAAUCGUGGCUGCCACUAUUGCAACGUUGAAUAAUCGUUCGACCAUCGAUGCUAAAUCUCAACCGGUCAAUACACGGCCAGCAGCCGAGGUGGAAAGAAACGUGUUGCGGUCUCCAGGCAAUAAUAUUUAUGACGAUAGAAUUCGGCGUGCUUCUGGGAUCAGUGAACGUCCUCUGUCAACAGCAUCGGAAACAUCUGAACGCGAUUCGGUCUCCAUUCAAUCUAGCGAGGAACCUUCCUUACACGAGAGUGGUGACUCGGACAGCCCUGAUGAGACUACGGUAAAAUGUUCUGGAUGGAAAAAUCAAACAGUGCCACAUCAGCAAAGUGAUUCCUCUGAAUCCGAUACAACAACAAGUGAAGAUGACUCUGAAGGUCAGGAAUAUGUAACACGUGAUGGUGAAGCUGAUUAUCGGACGCUUACACCGAAUAAUAAUAGUAAACGUUGUGAUGGUGAUUUUAAAUGGUUACAAAGCGGUGAAAUAAUGGACGAUCCUGUGGACGUUCAUUCAGUUGGCUCACGCGGAGAUAAUUACAACUCGGCGAGCUUAGAAAGAAGACGUCGUACGCCAAGCGACCGUGUCGAGCGAGAUCGUAAAACAAGGUCUUCGUUAUCCACAAAACCUCCGCAACAUCCAUCGAGCCUUAGAGUUUCCCCGAGACCAAGGCGUUCACGCGAUGAGGAUGCCCAACCAGAUUUACAGCGACGCUGGAACUCCUACGAGCAGUUCCGUUGGCCGGAAGGUGGUUGGUGGCCUCCGAUGUGCUGGUGUCACGGACCGCCGCCUCCACCACCAUGCUGCAUGCAUUCUGAACACUCUUGGCCGUCACAUCCGUCUCUUGCGACAGUGCCAUCGCGUCCGUACAAGAAUGACGCUGAAGAUCGUGUGCGUCGCCUGGAGUCGGACAAAGACAGUUUACAGCUGCAAGUUCAGGUGCUGUCAGAGCAGAUCACAGCGCAGACUGAAAAAAUGGCUGACCUGGAGCGAACACUACACGACGCACGGCAAAGACUGGAUGACACGGAACAGAGGCUACAAAAGGAAAUGCUGCAACGUUCGUCACUCGAAACACAGAAGUUGGAGUUGUUAUCAAAGUUAAGUGAAGUGAGAUUACGGGCAGCGGAAAGAGGUGUCUUAGAGCGGUCACCACCCCCUGACUCCACGCCUGUCGCUAGACCGGCUCCUCCGAGGACUCCGCCAGCAAACUACGGGCGUCAAAUCGAGCGUAACACGCACAUGUACUCUUCCCUACCACGCUCGUCUGUGCUUCCGUCGGCGGCUGUGGAGGCGCGGCUGGCCUUCGGUAAAAACAACAUGGUGGUGGCGCGUGGAAAGGGUCACUCCGUACCCAAUUUAGCGGAGAAAGAAGAAGCAAUACCACGUGGCAGUCCAUCACCCUCGUUACGGGAAGUUCGAGCAAGACUUGGCAGUGGCGGAGUGAGGCUGGAAGGAGAUGACCUCUCACGAUCGUCGCUAAGGGCGUCUGCGCCUAGGCAGCGGACGCAGAAUAUGCCCUGGCAAACGACCGAUGUUCGCCAAUGGGACUGUGAAACCACUUGUGGUUGGCUGGAACAUCUUGGUCUAGAGAUAUACGUGCCAACCGCUAAAACUUGGCUUGGCGCGUCUGAUGCGAAGGGAGUAAUUGCUGCGGCUUCUCAACAGGCAAUAGAAAAGGAACUGGCCAUCAAGCAUCCCAUGCACAAGAAGAAGAUUGUGCUCGCAUUGACUGAUCUCUUGGGAGGCCACGGCGAUCCCUUACUAACGGCGUCGGGUCGUCUCGACAGCGCGUGGGCGUUGCGUUGGCUAGAAGACGUUGGCGUGUGCGGCGCACGCGCAGCGGCUGCUGAAGCGGCCCUUGACGCCAGGCUUCUGCAUCGGCUUACGCAUUCCGACCUUUACACUCAUUUGAGGGUCACGCACGCCUUACACGCGUUGUCGAUACGGAGAGGAAUCCAAGUACUCCGAGACAACAAAUUCAACCCUGAAACAAUGAUACGUCGUGCAGCUGAGAGUGAAGUCUCCCUUGUCGGAGCCGAGUUGACGGAAAAUGAGAGUCAGGGAGGCAGUACCCCAGCAGGGGAAUUGGCCAGGUGGUCCUCUCAUAGGGUGAUGCAGUGGCUGAAGGAGAUCGACUUGGCUGAGUACGCGCCCAAUUUGAGGGGAGCCGGUGUUCACGGCGGUCUGAUGCUGUUAGAACCCCGUUUCACGGCCGAGCUUUUAGCUGCCUUACUGAACAUCCCCGCUAAUAAGACUCUUCUUAGACGGCAUCUCACUCAAAGAUUCAACGAUCUCCUAGGCCGAGAUGUGAUUCAGCAGAAACGUACUGCGGAACAAACAUUAGGGUAUCAGCCACUCACAGCUACGACCAAAUACAAGGUGCCAAAGAGGAGUCAGUUCUCCCUGAAACGCAAGAAGAGUCGCGAUGACAUGGAAUUAGGAGAACUGGUGUGCCCGCUGCACGACGACUGCUCAGGUGACGCUAAACCCACGACGAAAGCAAACUCAGCAUCGGACGUCGAGUCGGGUGUUUGUCCCCCGCGUGACGUCACGCGCGGACAUUAGCGCUCGCAAAACACGCAGCUACGGAGACCGUGCUAUAAGGAUCCCAGACCCCUCAAGUUACGACAUCGAGACUCUGUAAUUUCGACUUUAUUGCCUUGUGUUUAGGUAUAAUUUUGAUUGAAAAAAAAACGAAAAAAAUCUAAUUCUCUCCUCUCUUUCUGUAUGAUUGUCUGUGCUGUGUUGAAAAGAGACAGCGUAAUAAUGCAAUAAGAUUUUGUUUUUGAAAAUAACUUUCAUUAGCAUUUCUCGUGACUUGAAAUUAAUACAAAUUCUGCGGAUGGAGUGACUGUCAUGUGGUGACAGGAGGGACUAAAUAUUUAAUAACAAAGGCU
This is a messenger RNA of Pieris brassicae (large cabbage white), 3137 nucleotides long. It is a transcript of the gene Liprin-beta, whose product is annotated as liprin-beta-1. The coding region runs from base 217 to 2805 and encodes 862 amino acids. Gene Ontology annotation, molecular function: protein binding. Gene Ontology annotation, biological process: neuromuscular junction development. Lineage: Eukaryota; Metazoa; Arthropoda; Insecta; Lepidoptera; Pieridae. Gene Ontology annotation, cellular component: presynaptic active zone. The transcript is spliced from 13 exons. The record is from RefSeq and is a predicted model, not a curated record.